Molecule: messenger RNA, 1773 nt
Organism: Trichoderma gamsii
Lineage: Eukaryota; Fungi; Ascomycota; Sordariomycetes; Hypocreales; Hypocreaceae
Product: glucan 1,6-alpha-glucosidase
Exons: 1
Coding region: 1-1773 (590 amino acids)
Biological process (GO): oligosaccharide catabolic process
Molecular function (GO): alpha-amylase activity
Source: RefSeq, a predicted model, not a curated record
AUGUCUCCCAGCGCCGAGUCAAUUGGUAGGGUGGACUCCCAACCCACCGAGCACAGGUGGUGGAAGGAGGGCGUGAUAUACCAAGUCUACCCAGCAAGCUUCAUGGAUGCAAAUGGCGACGGUCUAGGUGACAUCCGUGGCAUCAUCUCGAAGCUGGACUACAUCAAGUCGCUCGGGGCCACCACUGUUUGGAUCUGCCCGCACUACGACAGCCCUCAAAUCGAUCUAGGGUACGACAUUGCAGACUACGAGUCUGUGUACCCUCCAUAUGGAACCCUCAAGGAUAUGGACGACCUCAUCGCAGGCUGCCAUGCCCGUGGCUUAAGGAUCAUUGUCGACCUGGUUAUUAAUCACACCUCAGAUCAGCAUAAGUGGUUUAAGGAGUCUCGCUCAUCUAAAGAUAGUCUAAAGCGAGACUGGUAUAUCUGGCGGCCAGCCAAGUACGACGCUCAAGGAAACCGACAGCCACCAAACAACUGGCGCUCAAAUUUCAGUACCGCCGCUUGGACCUGGGAUGAGCACACCCAAGAGUACUACCUCCAUCUAUUCUGCCCCGAGCAGCCCGACCUGAACUGGGAGAAUCCCGAGACUCGCAAAGCCAUCUAUGCUACCGCCAUCGAGUUCUGGUUGAAACGUGGCGUGGACGGCUUCCGCGUGGAUACUGUCAACAUGUAUAGCAAGCCAGAAGGACUCCCUGACGCCCCCAUCCUGAAUCCCGACGCAGAACAUCAGGUGGCUGCUAGCCUGUACUGCAAUGGGCCCCGAAUGUCAGAAUACCUCUCAGAGAUGAACCACGUAAUGUCUCCGUACGACACGAUGACGGUGGGCGAAUGCCCAGCUACCCCCGAUCGAAACCGAGUCAUACAAUACGUCUCAGCUGCUUCCAAGCAAUUGAACAUGGUGUUCCAGUUUGAUGUUGUGGAUGUUGGGCAAGGCAAGGAGACCAAAUACAACACCGUUCCCUUCAACUGGAAAUUGCCCGAACUCAAGCAGGCUAUCAACAGCAGCCAGAGCCUCAUCGUUGGCGCCGACGCAUGGACAACAUCCUUCAUGGAGAACCACGAUCAGGCAAGAUCCAUCAGCAGAUUCGCGUCCGACGCCCCCGAGUUCCGUGUCCAGUCAGGCAAGAUGCUCGCCAUGCUCAACGCGACAUUGUCAGGAACGCUUUUCAUCUACCAGGGACAAGAGAUUGGGAUGAUCAACAUGCCCGAGAGCUGGCCCGUCUCGGAGUACAAGGAUGUAGAGUCGAGCAACUUUUAUAACUCGGUUGCACGUGCGACAAACAACGACCCCAAAGCCCUGGCAAAGGCAAAGGCGGCUAUUCAGCACCUCUCCCGAGAUCACGCCCGAUAUCCCAUGUGCUGGGACUCAACACCUCAGGGAGGGUACUCUUCCAACACAGAAACUUGGAUGCGUGUGCACGACCUUGCAGGCGAGAUCAACGUCGCACAGCAAGAAAGCGACCCGAACAGCGUCCUGGCUUUCUGGAGAUUGAUGUUGCAGAUGCGCAAACAACACGCAGCAGCUCUGGUGCACGGAUACUACGAGAUUAUCGAUUUUGAAGAUGAGAUGGUCUUCUCCUACUGGAAGAAGGGAAGAGGUGAAACGGCCUUGGUAGUACUGAAUUUCACCUCGCAAGAGCAGCCGUGGACCAUGCCACCCAGCUGGCAAAAGUUGGGACUAGAAUUAGUUGUAUCUACCCAGGGAAAGACAAAGGAUGUACCUGAUGCUCUUCAGGCUUUUGAGGGCCGAGUGUAUAUCAAAAAUCACUAA